CCAAUCCGUGGGCUCCGCCAGCCAGCCAAUAGGAAUGCUCAGAGGUGAUGUCAUGUUGAGAGCCGGUGCUGAUGCUGGGAUUGUCUCUGAGAGAUUUAAUUCAGGGAGUUGAGCUGACAGGAGACCAGUAUCCUACCAGACAAAGGUCAUUUACCUCAUACUGUGAACCUCCUAGAAACCAAAUACGGACCUUAGCAUCAUGACUUUGGCAGCCUACAAAGAUAAGGUGAAGGAGCUCCCCCUAGUGUCACUAUUCUGUUCCUGUUUUCUCUCUGACCCUUCAAAAAAACAGACCUACAAAUAUGAUGCAGACACUGUGGACCUGACGUGGUGCGUUAUCUCAGACAUGGAGGUCAUAGAAUUAAACAAGCGGACCUCUGGUCAUGCCUUCGAAGUCAUUCUAAAGCCACCUUCAUUUGAUGGAGUCCCAGAACUAAACGGCACCCUUCCCCAGCGGCGAGACCCGUCCCUGGAGGAGAUCCAGAAAAAACUUGAAGCAGCUGAAGAGAGGCGCAAGUACCAGGAAGCCGAGCUUCUCAAGCACCUGGCGGAGAAGAGGGAGCACGAACGUGAAGUGAUUCAGAAAGCCAUUGAGGAGAACAACAACUUCAGCAAAAUGGCCAAGGAGAAACUAACACAGAAAAUGGAGGUCAACAAGGAGAACAGGGAAGCGCACCUAGCCGCCAUGCUGGAGCGUCUGCAGGAGAAGGUUAGUUAAAGGACAAGCACGCAGAAGAAGUGAGGAAAAACAAAGAACUUAAGGAAGAAGCUUCAAGGUAGAAAGUCAAGGCAUUCACGGUGAUUUGGACUGUGGACCCCCAACGGGUGCUUGAGCUGCCCAGCACAAUGUUACGCGACAGAGACUCUUUUUUGCUUUAUUUGUUUGUGAAUGUCCAGAGAUGAUCGGCAAAGCCACCUUUUUUUCAAGAAGCUUAGGGCGGGAACUGGGACGACGUAACGGGAGGGGUUGGCCAUCUCAUCCGCAAGUCCAAAAGAGUUGUACCCAUGAACCCAGCCUUCUACGUUCUCUUCAUGUCAAUACCAGUAUGAUGCGUUUAAUAAAGCAGCUUGCUGUGAUGGGGAAAGCGCUGGUGGUUUUAAACUACGGCAGCGCAGAUGAACCAACCAUUCUCUCUAUCUGACUGCUAUAGGGAGGGCUGUUUAACGGCACUGAUUUUAUAUGUCUACGUCCUCAUCAAUACAUACAUUAAUACCAGGUUA
Messenger RNA from Pseudophryne corroboree (corroboree frog), 1221 nucleotides. RefSeq names its product stathmin 4 (gene STMN4). Gene Ontology annotation, cellular component: neuron projection; cytoplasm. The coding region runs from base 200 to 718 and encodes 172 amino acids. The record is from RefSeq and is a predicted model, not a curated record. NCBI's taxonomy places the organism in Eukaryota, Metazoa, Chordata, Amphibia, Anura, Myobatrachidae. Gene Ontology annotation, molecular function: tubulin binding. The transcript is spliced from 6 exons. Gene Ontology annotation, biological process: neuron projection development; regulation of microtubule polymerization or depolymerization; microtubule depolymerization.